Messenger RNA from Eubalaena glacialis (North Atlantic right whale), 2597 nucleotides. RefSeq names its product delta 4-desaturase, sphingolipid 2 (gene DEGS2). Gene Ontology annotation, biological process: sphinganine metabolic process; ceramide biosynthetic process. Lineage: Eukaryota; Metazoa; Chordata; Mammalia; Artiodactyla; Balaenidae. Bases 65 to 1036 code for a protein of 323 amino acids. The record is from RefSeq and is a predicted model, not a curated record. Gene Ontology annotation, cellular component: membrane. Gene Ontology annotation, molecular function: sphingolipid delta-4 desaturase activity. The transcript is spliced from 3 exons.
CUCGCGCAGAGCAGGGAGGCAGGUGGAGAGCAGCCGAGCCCUGAGCCGCGCUCCCGGCCCCACCAUGGGCAACAGCGCGGGCCGCAGCGACUUCGAGUGGGUCUACACGGACCAGCCGCACACGCAGCGGCGCAAGGAGAUGCUCGCCAAGUACCCGGCCAUCAAGGCCCUGAUGCGGCCGGACCCUCAUCUCAAGUGGAUGGUGCUGGGGAUGGUGCUGGCGCAGCUGUUGGCCUGCUGGCUGGUGCGGGGGCUGGCGUGGCGCUGGCUGCUCUUCUGGGCCUACGCCUUCGGGGGCUGCGUGAACCACUCGCUGACGCUGGCCAUCCAUGACAUCUCGCACAACACCGCCUUCGGCACUGGCCACCCUGCCCACAACCGCUGGUUCGCCAUCUUCGCCAACCUGCCCUUGGGUGUGCCCUACGCGUCCUCCUUCAAGAAGUACCACGUGGAUCACCACCGCUACCUGGGUGGCGACGGGCUGGACGUGGACGUGCCCACGCGCCUUGAGGGCUGGCUCUUCUGCACGCCGGCCCGCAAGCUGCUCUGGCUGGCGCUGCAGCCCUUCUUCUACUCGCUGCGGCCGCUCUGCGUGCACCCCAAGGCCAUGACCCGCAUGGAGGUGUUCAACGCCCUGGCGCAGCUGGCGGCCAACGCCACCAUCUUCACCCUCUGGGGGCUCAAGCCCAUGGUCUACCUGCUGGCCAGCUCCCUACUGGGCUUGGGCCUGCACCCCAUCUCGGGCCACUUUGUUGCUGAGCACUACAUGUUCCUCAAGGGCCACGAGACCUACUCCUACUAUGGGCCCCUCAACUGGAUCACCUUCAACGUGGGCUACCACAUGGAGCAUCAUGACUUCCCCAGCAUCCCGAGCUGCAACCUGCCCCUGGUGCGGAAGAUCGCGCCCGAGUACUACGACCACCUGCCCCAGCACUACUCGUGGGUGAAGGUGCUCUGGGACUUUGUGUCUAAGGACUCCCUGGGGCCCUACGCCAGGGUGAAGCGGGUGUGCAAGCUGGCGGAGGACGGCCUGUGAGCCCGACGGCCGGCGCCCCGAGUGCACGGACCCUGCUGCCCGCGCCUCAGUGCCCGGUGGGAGCAGGGCCUGUGCUCUCUGGUUGCUGCCCGGCCUCGCCCCGCCCACCUGCUGCAGGGCUGGCCAUCACCUGUCCCCAGGGCGUGUGGUGCCCAGAACUGGUUUGGCUGCAUUUGGUUCCCGCACCCUAGGCUGCUGCUCUUGUCCCCCUGGAGCCCCGAGGCCACGCCUGGAGACAGCGGGCACGGGUGGCAGCCUGGAGAAGCUUGGUCUGCAUGUGGACUGGUGACCGCAGGCUGGGCCCUCCCUUUCAGGACGCCACGGGCGAGGACUGGCCCGGCGCUGGGUGCUCUGUGCCCAGGGAGCUGAUUUCUCUGGCGUGCCCAUGCCCUGAAUUAAAUCAGCAUUUGUUCUCAGGUCCACAGAUGGUGCUUCCCAGGAGUGGGCUCGGCUCCUGGCCGGCAGGGCCUGCGGCUGCGCUCCUCGCUCUGGGGCAGCCCUCCCCGGGGACCCUGUCAUUGAGUGGCCGGUUUUGGGGGUGUGGGCAGAGAUCCACGCGGUCCUUGGGCCACGUCCCCGCUCCCGCCACAACCCCGCCCCCCCCCCGUGCCCACCGAGCUCCUGCUGCACCUCGGGCCCUCACCCCCACUAGCUCAGAUGUGGGGCUUGAGGAGAACAGGUACCACAGGCCAGGCAGAUGGCGGGUGCACAGGCGGCUGGACCGACGGGUGACUGCCCGUGAGCGAGGGCUCUGACGGAAGCAGGCUGGUGUCCUCGGUGUCUCUGCGAAGCGGGACGCGGCUCGUCCGGACUGUGCUGAGGACUAAUGGCCCAACUGAGAGGUGGGGAGGCAUCUUUGGUGUCAGCCCCUUGGCCCAGGGGCUGUGUCGGGGUGUGGGUUCUGGUCUCCCAGAGGCAGGCGGGCAGCACGAGGGAUGCCUGGGCGAGGCCCUCCCUGCCAGAGGAAGCGGCCGGGCAAAGAUGGCCUCCCCUUGGAGCCCUGAGGCUGGGGAGGCUGAGGACCACGGCCCAGGGGCGGGCAUGGCGGGGCUGCCUUAGCUGACCCGGGAGAGGGAGGGCUGGGAGGGGAGGAAGGUCUCAGGUGCCUGAGACCGGGCAGCUGCUGAGCAAGGACUUCCUGCUCGGGGCUGGGAGUGGCCUCGCGUGUGCCAGGCACCCCUGUCCCCGGGUGGUCUGACCACUGAGAUGGCCCGGGGAAGAGGCCCUUGGGCUGGCUGUGGGAGGGCAGUGCGGCUCUGAGCCUGGGCAGGCGGCCCCUCCUUGUGCACACAGGCUGGCCUGGGCCCAGGGGAGCCCCAGAGAGCCCAGCUGAGCCUCGCGAGCUCUCCGUGUCCGCCAGCGAGCUUAUCUGCCGACGGGACGGUCACGGCUGGGCCUCACCCAGAGCCGAAGGUGGGCCCAGGGCAGGGGUCUGGCACAACUCUCUCUCGAGGCAGCUGCCCGGGAAGAGGACAGCACCCCAUCACCACCUGCCAGCACUCCCGCCCCGAGGCCCCGAGGCGACAGGAUUCCUGGACGGCAGGAGGCGGAAGGAGCCCGG